Molecule: messenger RNA, 2215 nt
Organism: Lecanosticta acicola
Lineage: Eukaryota; Fungi; Ascomycota; Dothideomycetes; Mycosphaerellales; Mycosphaerellaceae
Source: the annotation of a GenBank genome assembly
AUGGACGCUGCCGGCCAUGCGCUCUACCAUGCCGUCGAUCUCUAUGCCCGAGCGACAGCGACUGCCACCGAGACGGCGACCUCGACAACGAGCUCGACGUCGACAGCCACCUCCACGUCCACAGCAGACAAAUCCUCGCGACCCGGAUUCUACAAGAUAGUCGGAAUCGUCCUUGCCGUAUGCUCAGGGCUCUUCAUCGGCGUGUCCUUCGUCAUCAAGAAAGUCGGCCUACUCAAGGCCAAUGUUAAGUACAACGAGGAGGCUGGUGAAGGAUAUGGAUACCUCAAGAAUGCAUGGUGGUGGUUGGGCAUGACGCUGAUGAUUAUUGGCGAGAUCUGCAACUUCGUUGCUUAUGCCUUCACUGAUGCCAUCCUCGUCACGCCCCUGGGCGCGCUCGCGGUUGUGGUUACUGCCAUCUUGUCAGCCAUUUUCUUGAAGGAGAGAUUGAGCUUUGUCGGAUGGGUCGCUUGCUUCCUUUGCAUCGUGGGAUCAGUCGUCAUCACACUGAAUGCGCCGCAACAAUCUGCCGUGGCCGACAUUCAAGAGAUGCAACACUAUGUCAUUGCGCCCGGGUUCCUCAGCUAUGCCGGUGUCAUUCUCAUUGGCUGUGCUAUCGUUGCCUGGUACGUCGGCCCACGGUACGGCAAGAAGAGCAUGAUGGUAUACUUGACCAUCUGCUCCUUGAUUGGAGGCUUGAGUGUUGUCGCAACGCAAGGUCUGGGUGCUGCCAUUGUGGCCCAGAUUGGCGGCGAGGCGCAAUUCAACAAGUGGUUUAUGUAUGUUCUAUUGGUUUUCGUGAUUGGAACGCUUUUGACGGAGAUCAUCUACUUGAAUGUGAGUGUUGCAUACAGAUCGACGAUCCACCCAGGCACUGACAACCACCCAGAAAGCACUCAAUCUCUUCAACGCAGCGCUCGUCACGCCGACCUACUACGUAUAUUUCACUGCAUCUACCAUUGUGGCAUCUGCCGUCCUCUUUCGCGGUUUCCAUGGAACAGUAACGGACAUCGUCGAUGUGAUUAUGGGAUUUCUGGUCAUCUGUUCUGGAGUUGUGCUGCUACAGCUGGCCAAGUCAUCCAAGGAUGUGCCCGAUUCGAAGGUUCUCAGCGGAGAGCUUGAUCAAAUACGAACCGUUGCAGAAGUGGCGGAGCCAGAGUACGAACCACGCGCGGAUACCAUUCGAGGCGGAGCUGGUAUUGUGAGGGCGAUGAGCCAAGUGCGACACAUGAGAGAGGCAGACGAGGCGAAACGAAUUCACGAAGAAAGGAUGAAGCCUAUCGGAGAAGAUGAGACGGUAGAAUGGGAUGGCUUGCGACGACGAAAGACCGUAUCUACAGCAAGCGGGGCCGGCUCUCUACGAAGGGCAAAGACAUUGCACCCACCACUCGGCAUGUCAAGUUUCCCGGACCCUGACGACGUGAGCGAGCCCGAUAGUGAGGUACAUCCUGGUUUCUUCGGACGCAUUGGGAGAAGUUUCCGAUCAUCACAUCGAAGACCCAAUAGAGGACACAGUCCAGUGCCCAUGGACUUGGUGACUGCCGAUAAGGUUGAUGAAGAGCCAGAGCAUGUCUACGGCCUGCCCGAAAGCCUUCGAAAACACGAAGACACGCAUUACGACGAUACCGAAUACCGAUCUCCUGGGCCUUCCGGACGCGCACACAUUCAGUGGGCUGGUCAAGAGAGUGAUCGACCAGACUCGCGGGGCAGCAGCCUUGCACCGCCUCGGCCGCCUCCUCACGGAACUUCUUCUAACAAGAGACAGUUUUCUUUCCAGGGUGUCUUCUCGCGGAAUAAAUCUUCUGCCUCGGCAGGUGCAGAUGACGAUCGGCCUACAAGUCGAGGGGCUCUGUCUUUUACCAGCAGAGGUUCCCACCGAGAAUAUCCUACCGGACCUGGAACCACGGAGGAAGAGCGACUAGGAUUGGUCCAUGGCGACUCGCACAAAUCCCUGCCCAAAUUCGAUGAGCAAGAAGAAGAAGAUCGGGAGAGUAGCGAUGAAUGGCAGGUGACCUCUGGCUCUGCGGGCUCGAGUCCCGAACAGCUCGGUGCAAGUGGUGAUCUUGGACAUCGCAGGUCUAGGGAUCCUUAUGUUGACGACGAUGAUGACGAUUUGUACGAUGGGCCUCCGAGGAGUCCCACGGCGAGGAAAGAUAAUGAUCGAUGGGGAGGCAGUGGAGGGACGGAUAGCGGAAAGGGCGGCAGAGCAUUUGUGUAG